GGGGAAAGACUCCAAAGAGGGCGCUUGGGUUUCCCUCAGGAGGAGGAGGAGGAGGGAGGAAAUGGCCGCCUUCGUGGAGCUCAGCACUAAGGCCAGGAUGCCCCUCUUGGGGCUGGGGACUUGGCAGGCACCUCUUGGAAAAGUUGGAGAUGCGGUCAAAUAUGCCAUUGACCUUGGGUACCGCCACUUCGACUGUGCCCAUUAUUACAGGAAUGAGGAGGAAAUUGGAGAUGCCUUGCAGCAGAAGAUCAAAGGAGGAGCUGUGAAACGGGAAGAACUCUUCAUUGUUAGUAAGCUCUGGUGUACUUUCCAUGAGAAGCCACUUGUAAAAAAGUCAUGCCAGGAUUCUCUAGCAGACCUGAAACUGGACUACUUGGACCUCUACCUCAUGCACUUUCCCAUGGGAUUCAAGGCUGGAGAAGAUUUAUCUCCCCGGGAUGAGAAGGACAUGGUCAUUCCAAGCAACACAGAUUUUCUAGGCACUUGGGAGGCAAUGGAAGAACUGGUAGACUGUGGGCUAGUGAAAGCCAUUGGCAUCUCCAACUUCAACCAUGACCAGAUCGAGAGGCUCUUGAACAAGCCUGGCUUAAAACACAAACCAGUGAAUAAUCAGAUUGAGUGCCACCCAUAUCUUACCCAGGAGAAACUAAUCCACUAUUGCCAGUCCAAAGGGAUCUCCGUAACUGCUUUCCGCCCUUUCGGUGCUCAUUCUCUCAAGCCAGGUGACCCUAUCCUUUUGGAGGAUUCAAAAAUUAAAGAGAUUGCUGCAAGACAUCAAAAGACUGUAGCUCAGGUACUGAUCAGGUUUCACAUCCAGAGAAAUGUGGCUGUCAUUCCCAAGUCUGAAAAACCACAUCGCUUGGAGGAGAAUUUCAAGAUCUUUGAUUUUGAGUUGACAAAAGAAGAAAUGGAAAACCUUCUCAGCUUGAACAAAAACUGGAGAGACUGUGUGAUGGCUCACUGUGUCAAUCAUAAAGACUACCCUUUCAAAGCCGACUACUAGUGUGGGUACUACGCCAGAAUCUCUGAUACAAGAAUAGACUGUGGGACGCCAGCGUUGUGACUAUGUUGCUUAAGUCUUUUUUUUCUGAUUCCAAAGAAGGAAAAUACAUACAGGAGUAAUGUAAUGGAAAGGGAUCUGCUGAGGCAACACAAAUGCUUAUAACAUUGAAAAGUGUUUCUUUCUUCCCCAAAAAACCAUAGUGCCAUCAUGAUUGCCCAAGUCUUUAUAGUAGACUAUGCAGCCUGUGUUGGGUUGUUAGCAUUGAUGUGUAUGUGCUUCAGCACCCCAGAAGUAAGCACUGAUUGGCUAGCAGCUCCUGGGCUGAGACCCUCCCCAAGAUUCCCCACUCAAAAUUUCGGCUUUUCCCCAAAUUUCUAAAAUAUUUGUUGCUACACUUUUAGAUUUAUAUGUGUUUAAGAUUUAGUUCCUCCCUGGGUGGUUUCAGACCUAGAAUUUUCCUGCAACAGAUUGCUGACAAGCAACUAUAGGAACUUGUAAAGUCUAGACUCCUUGCACCAUAUCAUUCCUUAUUCUCAUUGCUUAUUGUUUCCCCUCUUAUACUAACUUUGCACAUGCUGGGAGUAUUUCAUGCCGUGGGAUUUCAGGCCUUUAUGCUUCAUACAGGACUUUGGGAAGAGAAGGAAGACCACAUAAACCAUCAAGAGGCUGUAGCAAGGAAGAGGUUGCAGACUUGGACCUCUGCUUUGCCAGUGAAACUCCUGACUUUUUGCAGGACCCAGGCUCUGACUCAGCAGGUCCUGCCAUCUAGCUAGCCUGGCUACUUUGCCAGACUAGACUAUAAAAUCAGGACUCUGGUGAGAGUAGAUCCACCACUGGUGAGAGGUUGCAGCUGCAGAGGAUGCGUGGAGGGCACUUUGGGGAACCAGGAGGGCAAAGGCCUGUUCAACCUGCACUUUUUCUUUUUUUGGCUUCCCUUGAGGGAAGAGAGCAGUGUUCAUAGGACUAAUAACAUGUAUAAUGUGUGACUCAGUUUGUACCUUAUGUUUUGUUCUUUAAAAAUAAUAAUUAAAAAAAAGACCUAUUGAUCCA
This is a messenger RNA of Sceloporus undulatus (fence lizard), 2053 nucleotides long. Its product is annotated as aldo-keto reductase family 1 member B7-like. Gene Ontology annotation, cellular component: cytosol. Bases 62 to 1003 code for a protein of 313 amino acids. Lineage: Eukaryota; Metazoa; Chordata; Lepidosauria; Squamata; Phrynosomatidae. The record is from RefSeq and is a predicted model, not a curated record. The transcript has 10 exons. Gene Ontology annotation, molecular function: aldose reductase (NADPH) activity.